This is a messenger RNA of Paracoccidioides brasiliensis Pb18, 180 nucleotides long. RefSeq lists its product as uncharacterized. The transcript has a single exon. Bases 1 to 180 code for a protein of 59 amino acids. The record is from RefSeq and is a predicted model, not a curated record.
AUGGCCGUCAAAGAUGCAUCGAACUCAAGAUGCAGCAUAUACCCGGACAGGCGUUUUAGGAAGUACGUUGCUUUUAGGGUUAUUGUCAGUGAUGAGACUUCCCGUGCCGUUGUGGUCCGCGUGGAGACUAUGAGCAACUUUAUCCAAAAUUUCCAAAGAGGCCGUCUGCAAAAUCGUUGA